UAACAACUUGGUUAUAUGUAUUGCAUGCUUUUACACUUUCAAAGCAAUAUAGAAAAAUGUAUUCAAGCCUAGAUUCAAGCAGUUUUUUCCUCCGUUGAACAUUCUGAUUGCAAUGCAAACCAUUGCCGACCCAACGUCGGAAGCGGCGGCCUUUCGCAUGCUGAUCUGCUGGAUUGCCCGGAUUAUUGGAGCAUAGGAGUGACCCCUUAGUAUACGACCGAACUAUCAUUAGUGUGUAAGGACAGCAUGCGCCCGGAUAAUCGAGUUGAUCACAGGCCACUAUAGUGUGUUCUGUUAUAUGUAGUGAUGUUUGCGAUUUGUAAUUAUUGAAAAAUGAUUUACGAAAACAAUCAGUUUUUAUAUACAAUCCAACAAGAAAACAAAUAUUACAAAAACAUCAAAUAACGGAAUAAUAAAAUGGAAAAUUCUCGGUUUGGCCGUUUAAAAUUCGGCCUUUUGUGAAUCGGCCGUUUGUUGGCGGUUGUUUGUUUUAUCAAUUUUUUGUCUCUUAAAAUCGACUAUAUUUCUCUCUCAAGAAUCAGGAGAGCAAUGACGAAUUUAGGAGCGCUUGAAAUCUGAUAACAUUAUUCUUUGUCGAAUUUUGAGAUUUUUAUUUUACAACCACAUUUUCAUAACCUUACUGCAUGUCGCAAAGCCAGAAACUUCGCACAGCCUUACUAUUCGCCUAUUGUUACCAUAAAAAAUAAAGCAUUGUUUUGUGUUUGUUCAUGAAGACAGUCACCGCGGGAAACCAUACUCAGACACAAUGACGCUGUCCGCCCGCAGACGUCCAGCGUCUGCUGCUUUCGCAAACUACGAACAAAGACGGCGCCGUAAUCAACGGUUUGUGCGUUCCUUUUCGUCACAGCAUGCUGUACGUGAUUUGGUCCAACGUGAUAGCAACAAUAAUAACGUAAGUUUUGAAGAGAGAAAGCGGUAUCAGAUUGGGGCUUUCAUCUACAGAAAAAUAUCUGGCGCCCAACCCCUUGAAUCACAACUGUCCUUGCACGUGUUUGAGAAUCAUCGAGUGCAGGUUCGUCAUACGGAAAAGGAGAAUCAGGCAGUCAAACGACUUGCUGGCGAGUACUCAACUGUUGCUGUUGGUAAAAAAACAUUUAUCAACAGUUUCUAUAUGGUACAGAAAUACGUUCCGGUGCAUUAUUCCAGUUGUUGCUUAGGAGAGAAACAGUACCGAGUAAGUCUCAACUUUCAGCGAAAGUACGUUCCUAUGUUUGAACAUGAAUACCAACCCAUCGAGGAUAAAAACAAUUGUGAAAUGAAUACGUAUCGUUCCGUUGUUACUUUGAAUGUUUUGUGAAUGUUUAUUUUGAUGUAUGUCACUAGUUACAAUUGUAUGUGUUUAAUAAAAUAAUCGUUUAUUUCAUCAGAAGCUGGUGGCAACAAUGUGAA
Messenger RNA from Wyeomyia smithii (pitcher-plant mosquito), 1410 nucleotides. RefSeq lists its product as uncharacterized. The transcript has 2 exons. The coding region runs from base 767 to 1318 and encodes 183 amino acids. Lineage: Eukaryota; Metazoa; Arthropoda; Insecta; Diptera; Culicidae. The record is from RefSeq and is a predicted model, not a curated record.